Baudoinia panamericana UAMH 10762 is the source of this 1206-nucleotide messenger RNA. RefSeq lists its product as uncharacterized. Bases 1 to 1206 code for a protein of 401 amino acids. NCBI's taxonomy places the organism in Eukaryota, Fungi, Ascomycota, Dothideomycetes, Mycosphaerellales, Teratosphaeriaceae. The record is from RefSeq and is a predicted model, not a curated record. The transcript is spliced from 5 exons. Gene Ontology annotation, molecular function: 5-methyltetrahydropteroyltriglutamate-homocysteine S-methyltransferase activity; zinc ion binding.
AUGUCCGCCGCACCACGUGAUCCUCCGUUCAGAGCGGAGCACUUGGGCUCCCUCCUUCGUCCCUCCAAGCUCCUAAACAAGCGUCAUGCCAUACAACAAAAGAAAGACAGCGAAGACGGCCUCCAGCCAUUGGAGGACGAGAGCAUUCGCGAGAUUGUACAGAUUCAGCUCGACUGCGGCUUUCGAGCAAUUAGCGAUGGCGAGUAUCGUAGGCAUAUGUUCUGGGGUACUUUCUUCCCGAGCCUCAACGGCAUGAAAGAGAUCUUUAACCCAGACCUCAAGAUCUUCCGUCAAUACGUUCCAGAUAUCGCAGCGUUCGUUGAAGCCGAGAAGGUGCCUGGAGAAAGCGUCAUAUGCGACGGCAAGAUCAGCCAUAGCGGCAAGAGCUCGUAUAUCGACCAGUUUGAAUUUCUCAAAAGCAUCACGCCGACGGACCGGCACGGCGAUAUCAAGAUGACGCUCGCGGCUCCGAACUGGUACCACUUGCGCUAUAUGGAAGGUAUGGCAUAUCCGAAGGAGGUAUAUCAGAACGACGACCAGUACUUCGCGGACAUUGCCAAAGCGUACCAGGCCGAGUUGAAAAUACUGUACGAUGCUGGGCUUCGCAACGCGCAGGUCGAUGACCCGAACCUUGCAUACUUCUGUUCGGAGAAGAUGAUAGAAGGUUGGAAGCAGGAUAACAACAACACGAGGACUAUCGACGAGCUCUUCGAUGCUUAUAUCGCUUUCUACAACGACUGUUUCCAGCGGCCAGCGGAUAUGCAUCUUGGGAUUCAUCUUUGCCGUGGCAACUUCGUCAAUAGCCGCCAUUUCUCCGAAGGUGGCUAUGACCGCAUAGCCCGCAAGCUCUUCCAUGAUUUGGAAGUUUCGACGUAUUACCUCGAAUACGACACCAGUCGCGCAGGGGGCUUCGAGCCGCUGAAGGAACUGCCGAAGAACAAGAACGUCAUCCUGGGUGUCAUUACCAGCAAGUUUCCAAAGCUCGAAGACAAAGAGGAGAUGAAGCAGCGAAUAUACAAGGCCGCAGAAUUCGUCGCGGCCGGUAGCGGUGAGAGCAAGGACGAAGCACUCCAAAGAUUGGGUGUCAGCCCUCAAUGUGGGUUCGCAAGCCAUGAGGACGGCAAUUUGCUGGAGUAUGAUGACAUGGUGAAAAAGCUGAAGCUGGUCCGACAGAUUGCGGACGAAAUCUGGCCAGGCCAACCCUGA